Podarcis muralis (Common wall lizard) is the source of this 1309-nucleotide messenger RNA. The record is from RefSeq and is a predicted model, not a curated record. NCBI's taxonomy places the organism in Eukaryota, Metazoa, Chordata, Lepidosauria, Squamata, Lacertidae.
CAUGAUUGGAGAAGUACAGUAUGGAGGCAGGGUCACCGAUGAUUAUGAUAAGCGUCUUCUUAAUUGCUUUGCAAGGGUCUGGUUCAGUGAGAAGAUGUUUGAGAAUACAUUCUGUUUUUACACUGGUUAUAAAAUACCAGUGUGCAAAACUCUGGAUCAGUAUCAUGAAUAUAUUUCAACUCUCCCAUCAAUGGACAGCCCAGAAGUAUUUGGUCUUCAUCCUAAUGCAGACAUUACGUAUCAAAGUAGCACAGCAUCUGAUGUCCUGAACACCAUUACCAAUAUUCAGCCAAAGGAAAGCGGAGGUGGAGUAGGGGAAACUCGAGAAGCUAUCGUGUAUCGAUUAGCUGAAGAUAUGCUUGAGAAGCUGCCUCCUGAUUACAUAGCACAUGAGGUGAAAGCCCGCUUAAUAAAAAUGGGACAUCUUAAUUCUAUGAAUAUUUUUCUUCGUCAAGAAAUUGACCGAAUGCAAAAGGUUAUCAAAAUAGUUCGAACCAGUCUAAGUGACCUUAAGCUCGCCAUAGAAGGAACUAUUAUUAUGAGUGAGAAUUUAAGAGAUGCGCUUGAUAACAUGUAUGAUGCUCGGAUUCCUAAACUUUGGAAACGUGUAUCUUGGGAUUCUUCCACACUUGGCUUUUGGUUUACUGAACUUCUAGAGAGAAACAAUCAGUUUCGCAUCUGGAUAUUUGAAGGGAGGCCUCCUGUAUUUUGGAUGACUGGAUUCUUUAAUCCUCAGGGUUUCCUAACAGCUAUGAGGCAAGAAGUGACUCGAGCACAUAAAGGAUGGGCUUUGGAUACAGUAACUAUCCACAAUGAAGUGCUGAAACAAGCUAGAGAAGAAAUCACAACAGCCCCUCCUGAAGGGGUAUAUAUUUAUGGAUUGUACUUGGAUGGAGCUGGAUGGGAUAGACGUAAUAAUAAACUCACUGAAUCAACUGCGAAGAUUCUUUUCACUGUGCUUCCUGUUGUGCAUAUAUUUGCGAUUAAUACAACUGGCCCAAGAGACCCUAAACUCUAUGUUUGCCCCAUCUACAAGAAGCCAAGGAGAACCGAUUUGACCUAUAUUACUGCAAUCUACCUAAGGACAACUGUCUCUCCAGAUCACUGGAUACUGAGAGGAGUAGCCCUCCUAUGUGACGUCAAAUAAAGCCUGAUCCUUUGAUUUUGACAAAUACACCAAAACAAGAUGUAUUUAAACUUUAUUAUUAAAGGGGCACACAAAUUGACUUUUUUUCAUUAUUAACUAUUCUCUUCCCCCAGAAAGUCUCAUUUGCUUUAUAAUUUCCAACAAUUCUACCUUGUACAGUUA